Messenger RNA from Girardinichthys multiradiatus, 731 nucleotides. RefSeq names its product transmembrane protein 14A (gene tmem14a). Gene Ontology annotation, cellular component: mitochondrial membrane. The transcript is spliced from 5 exons. The coding region runs from base 170 to 472 and encodes 100 amino acids. Lineage: Eukaryota; Metazoa; Chordata; Actinopteri; Cyprinodontiformes; Goodeidae. Gene Ontology annotation, biological process: regulation of heme biosynthetic process. The record is from RefSeq and is a predicted model, not a curated record.
ACUUUGAUCAGGUCAGGUUUCAAAUUUUGCUGGAGGUCAGUGAACACCACACAAACCAAAUCUGCCAUGCGCAGUCUGACUGUUGAGCAGCGACGGCAGGAAGUGCUGGACCACUGAUUAUAAUCUGUCCACGGUGAUCUUUGAUUUGGACUACAGCUCUACACUGACAAUGGACUGGAUUGGUUACGGCUAUGCUGCAGCCAUCCUUUUUGGAGGAUUCAUGGGAUAUAAGAGAAAAGGCAGUGUGAUGUCCCUGAUUGCUGGCUUAGUUUUUGGUGGAUUUUCUGCUUACGGAGCCUAUAACGUCUCCAAUGAUCCAAAAAAUGUCCUGGUGUCGUUGGGCUCCUCUGGGUUGCUGGCAGUCAUCAUGGGAAUGAGAUACAAGAAAUCUGGGAAAUUAAUGCCUGCAGGAAUUAUGUCUGGGCUAAGUUUGCUGAUGGUGUUUCGUCUGUUGCUCCUGACCAUGGUGUAACAGACCGAGCUGCUUGACCAGACUGAGAAGCCUCUGACUCUCUACAAGCAAGUCUUUAUAAAAUAGGAAGCUGUAAUCCCAAGUCUGUAUUUCUGUGGGUUUUUAAAAGGAAUUCCUUCAGUCUGUAUGUGAGGCUGUGUAGGACUGUAAAUAAUUUGAUCGUAAUGAACAGUAAUUUACUUAUUAAUUGUUGUUUUUUGCAUUUUAUAAGAUCAGUUAAUAAAAUAAAAAUUCUGAUUAGAGAAUUUUAACAAUUAAA